This is a messenger RNA of Scomber japonicus (chub mackerel), 1726 nucleotides long. It is a transcript of the gene tmem19, whose product is annotated as transmembrane protein 19. Gene Ontology annotation, cellular component: membrane. NCBI's taxonomy places the organism in Eukaryota, Metazoa, Chordata, Actinopteri, Scombriformes, Scombridae. The record is from RefSeq and is a predicted model, not a curated record. The coding region runs from base 183 to 1211 and encodes 342 amino acids. The transcript is spliced from 8 exons.
AUUUUAUUAGUUAGUGGCUGGUUAGCAGAAAAAAAGCUGCACAGUCGUCUGAAGAAGAAGAAGAAGAAGAAGAAGAAGGAGAAGAAGAAGAAGAAAGAGAAGGAGACACAUUAUUAUUAUCAUUAUUAUUGUUAUUUUGCUGAAAUCAUUAGAGUUAGAAGUCGCGAUGGCUCCACAGAUAAAUGCUCGCUCCGUCUGUCAUCAUGGACUCUGAGAACGACGUGCCGAUGAAGGAGUACGUGAAGAUGAUGACCGAUAUGAUCGUGCUGUGUGCCACUUUGGCUCUGUCGCUCUUCUUCUGGGUGCUGUCCCUCGUCAUCAGCACCUACUCAGGCACACUGCAGCCUGUGUCGCCAUGGCGAUGGUUGUUCUCCAUCUUGGUUCCUCUGGUGGUGACGGUCAGAGCGCUGAAGAGACGCAGCCUCGAUAACUCAGGAGCUCUGGGAGCUCUCCUCGUCGGCUUCGUGCUGACGAUGGCCAACUACAGCUUCUUCACCUCUCUGCUGACUUUCUUCUUCACCUCCUCCAAACUGACCCGCUGGGGAGGAGCGCAGAAGAAGAAAAUAGACCCCGAUUACAAAGAAGGCGGUCAGAGGAAUUGGAUCCAGGUUUUCUGUAACGGAGGCGUUCCCACAGAGCUCGCCCUGCUUUACAUGAUAGAGGUGGGUCCAGGUGAGAUACCCGUUGAUUUCGGUAAGCAGUACUCCGCCUCCUGGAUGUGUCUCUCUCUGCUGGGCGCGCUCGCCUGCAGCACCGGAGACACCUGGGCGUCCGAGGUUGGGCCCGUCCUCAGCCAAUCACAGCCCAGACUCAUCACCACCUGGAAGGAAGUCCCGGCAGGAACAAACGGAGGAGUCACUCCCGUCGGAUUGGCCGCCAGCUUCCUGGGCGGGUUGGCGGUGGGUGGCGUUUACUUCGUGACGCAGCUCCUCCUGGUGGGCGACCUCCACCUGUCCGACCCUCAGUGGCCCAUCAUGGUUUACGGAGGCGUAGCCGGUCUGCUGGGGUCCAUGCUGGACUCCUUCCUCGGAGCUCACCUGCAGUAUUCAGGCUUCGACGCCAGCAUCGGUAAGGUUGUGAGUUACGAGUCGGCCACCACUCGGAGGAUUUGUGGGAAACCGAUUCUGGACAAUAACGCUGUGAAUCUUUUCUCCUCCGUCCUCGUGGCGCUCGUCCUGCCGGGUCUGGCCUGGGGAAUGUGGCCCCGAUAAGAUCAUCAUGAUUUAAAACGAAAAGGAAAGAAAAGGAAAGAAAAGGAAGAAAAGGAAGAAAAGAAAAGAAGAGUUUAAAAAAAAUAAAUGCUGACUGAUGAAAACGAGUGUUUCAUUGCUCUGACUCAGAGGGGUCAAACAUGAGGCCCGUGGGCCAGAACCGGCCCGCUGAGGGGUCCAAUCCGGCCCUUUUUCAUUCCUGUCUUCUUUUCCUUCCUUUCCUUCCUUCCUCCUUUUUUUCUUCCUUCCUUCCUUCCAUCUUUCCUUUCCAGUCUUCUUUUCCUUCCUUCAUGUCUUCUUUCCCUUCCUUCCUUCCUUCCUUCCUUCCUUCCUUCCUUCAUGUCUUCUUUUCCUUCCUUCCACCUUCGCUCCUCCCUCCCUCCUUUCUUUCUUUCUCCCUACCAUCCUGUCUUCCUUCCUUCCUUCACUCCUUCCUUUCUCCCUUCCUUCCUACCUCCCUCCCUCCUUUCUUUCUCCCUUCCAUCUUUCCUUUCUUCCUUCCCUCCUUCCUUCCU